Molecule: messenger RNA, 950 nt
Organism: Eucalyptus grandis
Lineage: Eukaryota; Viridiplantae; Streptophyta; Magnoliopsida; Myrtales; Myrtaceae
Product: phosphoglycerate mutase-like protein 4
Exons: 7
Coding region: 72-836 (254 amino acids)
Cellular component (GO): cytosol; cytoplasm
Molecular function (GO): phosphatase activity
Source: RefSeq, a predicted model, not a curated record
UCUAUGCCAAACACUUCACAGCUCGCACGUUGUCAAUCGCAACUCGGUUCAUUGGUCAACGGCGAUCAAGGAUGCAAGCUCCAGAGCCAAAUCGCAUGCCUCCCAUGUCGGAUUCGAACUCCAGGGUCAUUGCUAAUAUGGUUUGCAAUGGUGAUGCUCAAUCGGUUCCAAUUGGGGUAGACUAUGCUGAAAUUGUUGUUGUGCGUCACGGUGAAACGGACUGGAAUGCUGAUGGAAGAUUUCAGGGAAUUCUGGAUGUCGAAUUGAAUGACAUUGGGAGGCGGCAAGCAAUUGCGGUGGGUGAAAGGUUGUCCAGAGAAGGUAAAAUCUCUGCAAUUUACUCAUCUGACCUAAAGCGAGCUUUUGAGACAGCAAAUUUGAUUGCAACUGCUUGUGGUGGACUGGAGGUUAUCAAAGAUCUAGGUCUACGGGAAAGAAAUUUUGGGGAGCUUCAAGGCCUUCAGCCACACGUUGCAGCCAGUGUCUGUCCUGAAGCCUAUAAAGCCCUUCAAUCGCAGAAGACAGAUCAACAAAUUCCGGGUGGUGGUGAAAGUAUUGAUCAGCUUUAUCAGCGCUGCACUAUGUCUUUGCGAAACAUCGGUAUGAAGCACAAAGGAGAACGAGUAGUGGCGGUCACUCAUGGUGGGGUACUCCGAACGCUUCAUGCCCAGGCUUGCCCAAAUAAACAGUCUCUGAAGUUUUUGAAUACUUCCGUCAACAUUUUCCACUUGUCUGAUGGAGACAACUGGGUCUUCAAAUCCGGGGGUGAUGUUAGUCAUCUUAGCCAUAUAGAAUAUCUGAGAACAGGGUUUGGUGGGGAUAGAACUUUUGGUUAGAUGAACUCUUCACGAUGUUGUUCUAGUAGCCCUAACCUACAACGAGCUACGAAGAGGCCAGCUGAGAAGCAUGAUUCACGCACUUGUUAUUGGCUUGAAGUACAAUUUCAUACU